AUGUUAUUGAUACGGAUAGAAAAUAUCCUGAACAGUUCUGAUUUACUUUUCGUAUUGGAGACCAUAAUUGUUGUCUGGUUUGCUGCCAGCAUCACCGUCGUUUUCUAUCAUGAAUGGGCCAAAGUCAGUAUACCAAGGAUUGGGAAGAAUCCAUGGGUCUCGGGUCUUUGGCGGGCUCGUGCCGAAUUCUCGAAACAUGGAAAGGAAUUAACCAAAGAUGGCUACGCCCGAUACAAGAACUCUAUGUACCGGGUGCAAACCGGGGAUAUGGAACGACUGGUCCUGUCUGUUCGAUUCCUGGACGAACUACGAAGAUUUCCUAACUCGAUACUCGAUAGCCGAACAGCUGUUGUCGAGAGGAAUCUAGGCUGGUACAAUCGCGUCGAUAUUAUAUUGAAGAGUACAACCCACGUCGAUGUCUGCCGCACUCAACUGAUCCAAAAUCUUCCUCAAGUGAUCAAUGAUCAAGCAAAGGACCUUGAAAGAGUUUUUCAGCUUGAACUCGGCGCCUGUUUUAAAAGUAGAGAAUUUCAUUUCUUCAAUGCCGCUGAGACAUUUUUGAAUAUCGUUAAUCGAAGUAUGGCUAAACUUCUGGUUGGCGAAAGAAUUCAUCGUGACGAGCAGUGGCUACAAGCAAGUCUAGAUACAACAACAAAUACUGGGAGGCUAUGUAAGGACCUCCGGGGAUAUCCGGAAGUACUUCGACCACUGAUAUAUCCCUUCUUGGAAGCACGAAAGGUUUUGGAUCACAACUUCAAUAUCGCACAGAUACUACUUGCUAAGGUUGUCAGCGAACGGCGACGUGGUGACCAAAAUACGGAUAUCUUACAGUGGCUAAUCGAUAGCUACAAAGCAGCCGACAGCGAAGAACUGGACAUCCCUUUCCUAACUAACCAAAUUCUGUUUGUGGCCAUUGCGGCAACGCGAUCUACUGCGAGUUCAAUAGUGAACACUAUUUUUGACGCCAUAUCACACGUAGAAUACCAGGCCGAUCUUCGCCAGGAAAUCAGAAUGGCACUGGCCACACACGGUGGCUGGUGCCUUGGUGCUCUCGAAGAAAUGAAAAAGCUGGAUAGUUUUAUGAAAGAAUCCCAGAGGCUUAACCAGCAUAUCCUCCUCUCGUUUAAUCGCAAAGUGCGUCGUCAAAUUACCCUUUCGAACGGUGUCACGAUCCCGCCCGGGACUUUUAUUUCAACUCCGUCUUAUUGGGCGGCUAGGGAUCUUGACGGCAUAGCUACGGAUGGAGAGUCUUUUGAACCAUGGCGAUGGCUGAAUUUAAGGGAAGAAGCGGAACGGCAAGGCAAGAGCUCCGUUCCGUAUCUAUCCAGUACCCCAAGCUCUCAUGAUUUGCAUUGGGGGUAUGGGAGAAACGCUUGCCCUGGGCGUUUUAUGGCCUCCGCAGAAGUCAAGCUUAUACUGGCGUGGACACUUUGGCAUUUUGAUACCUCGUUUCCCAAGGGCCAGAAUACAAGACCUGAAAGUCAUUUCAUAGACGAGAGGAUUAUUCCUGACCCGAAGCAGAAGAUUGGCUUCCGGUUACGAUAA
This is a messenger RNA of Daldinia vernicosa, 1545 nucleotides long. Its product is annotated as cytochrome P450. Gene Ontology annotation, molecular function: monooxygenase activity; iron ion binding; heme binding. The coding region runs from base 1 to 1545 and encodes 514 amino acids. NCBI's taxonomy places the organism in Eukaryota, Fungi, Ascomycota, Sordariomycetes, Xylariales, Hypoxylaceae. The record is from RefSeq and is a predicted model, not a curated record. The transcript has 3 exons.